AUGAUAUUUAUAGCAGUAAUGAAAACUGAUCUCUUCACCAGUCUUCCGUUGGUUGGACCAGGAACCGGAGCAGCAAUAGCAUACAUUUUUUCUCUUUUCUUUAUUUACAAGAAUUUGCAUCCACAAGGACGAGGAAGCUAUGAAGAUCGCACCGAAAUGCUUCGUCUUAUUGUCGAUCUUGUAGAGGCAAGCAUCUAUGCUGACAAUCCUGAAUGGAGUGUUGACGAGCAGGUGGCAAGAGACAUACAAUUAAUAGAUGCCAUAGCUGAGAAACAAGCUCAAAUAUUUACAGAAGAGUGCAAGUUGUUUCCUGCUGAUGUGCAAAUUCAAUCUAUAUAUCCACUGCCAGAUAUAUCUGAUUUGGAAAAGCAACUUUCAGAUCAAUCAAACAGACUUCUGAGUCUUCAAGAAAUGGUUGAUGAUCUGGCUUCAAAGCAUCCCUACAAUCCUGAUGAGAAUUACACGGAAGUUGAAGCAAAAUUGAGGGAACAUCUGGAAUCUUUUCUCGAAACUGCAAGAUCCUUUAAUGCAAUUUACACCAAGGAAAUCCGACCUUGGACUCACAUGAUGGAGGUACCGCAGUUACAUGGCUUUGGACCAGCGGCAAAUAGAUUACUAGAAGCAUAUAAGAUGCUUUUGAAGUUUCUAGGGAACUUGAGGAACCUUAGAGAUUCACACGCUGCAGUUGCAGUUGCAGUUGGGUCUUCUGAAACUGUGGCUGGUGAACCAUCUUCUGUAAUGAGAAUAAUCUCCGAGUGCGAAAGUGCAUUGACAUUCUUGAACCGCGAUCUUGGGAUUCUCUCUGCCUCUAUUGCUCGUGAGAAGGGCGAAGAGGUGAAUUUGUAA
Fraxinus pennsylvanica is the source of this 846-nucleotide messenger RNA. Lineage: Eukaryota; Viridiplantae; Streptophyta; Magnoliopsida; Lamiales; Oleaceae. The record is from the annotation of a GenBank genome assembly.